UUAUACAAAACCAAAUACGAAAAAAAAUACGACAUCUAUAUGUACAAAAUCUCAAUAGAACAAAAAAAGUUUAAUAAGAAGGUCGUUCAUAUACCUCAUCGCUCAUAGAAUCAAACGGUCGGUUAGAGUGUAAAGACGUCUGUCUGUAUCAGUUUUGUUUUAUUAUUAUUAUUUUUUAGUUGUUCGUAGGCUGGAGAAAAUACAAAUUACAAUAUUAAAAAUAAAUUGAAAACCAAAAAAAAAACUUUGUUUAGAUUUAUAUCUCACACAAGUCUGGGGGAUUGAAUCAUUGAUUUCGAAUUUUAAACGUCCAUAAAACACAAAAAAAGGCCACAAGAUGCGGUUAUUUCCAGUGCGUUACUCCAAAAUACCGAAAAUGCUUGACAUUUACUCACAAUUCAAUCCAUCACCGCUCUCUAUAAAACAAUUCAUGGACUUUGGUCAAAAUGCUUGUGAGAAGAAAUCAUUUAUAUUCUUACGUAAAGAACUUCCGGUACGUUUGGCGAAUAUAAUGAAAGAGAUUGCUUUAUUGCCCGACAACCUGCUCAAUACUCGUUCCGUUAGCCAGGUCAGUUCGUGGUAUGUGAAAAGUUUCGAAGAUGUCUUGGAAUUCGAAAAAGCUGAACCAACUCACGAUAAUCUACAGGAUUUCUGCCGAUCAUUAGAACACAUACGAAAUCGUCACAAUGAUGUGGUACAAACCAUGGCGCAAGGCGUCAUCGAAAUGAAAGAAAUUCAGGGCAAUGAUGUUGACUCAUCGAUGGAAACAUCGAUACAAUACUUUUUAGAUCGUCUUUAUAUGUCACGCAUCAGCAUACGCAUGUUAAUCAAUCAGCAUACUCUUUUGUUUAGCCAAUGUACCAGCGAUCAAGGCCGUCAUAUAGGUUGUUUGGAUCCUGCUUGCCAACUAUCAGCUGUUGUUGCAGAUGCCUAUGAAAAUGCCCGCUUUCUGUGCGAUCAAUAUUAUUUAACCAGUCCGGAAUUGGAAAUUGUUGAACAUGAUCAGGUAUCUGGUGAAACAUUGCCCAUACGUACGGUCUAUGUGCCAUCGCAUUUAUAUCACAUGCUCUUUGAAUUAUUCAAAAAUUCAAUGCGUGCUGUUGUUGAGACCCAUGAUAAUGAAAAUUGUGAUAAAUUACCACCCAUCAAAGUGUUGAUUGUGCGCGGUAAAGAAGAUAUUUGUGUGAAGAUCUCCGAUCAAGGUGGCGGCAUUGCACGCUCUCAAACCGAUCAACUUUUCAAGUACAUGUACAGUACGGCUCCUCAGCCCUCAAAAUCUGAUUUACAUACUGUACCUCUAGCCGGCUAUGGCUAUGGUUUACCCAUAUCACGUUUAUAUGCUCGCUAUUUCCAUGGUGAUAUUGUGCUCUUGUCCUGUGAAGGUUAUGGCACAGAAGCCAUUAUUUAUUUGAAGGCAUUAUCCGAUGAAGCCAAUGAAUUGUUGCCCAUCUUCAAUAAGACCAGCUCGAAAUUCUAUCGCGCCACAGUACCCACCGGUGAUUGGUCCAAUCAGAGUUCCGAUAUGAGUUCUCGUCAAAUGAAUGCUUCAGCACCGAAGCGCUUCAAUGAUUUUCUAUGAAAAAUACUACCACCAUCAUCGCAACAGCAGCAUUGACACAUUGAGAGUUUAACAACGUUAAAAGGAUUUUAAAGGAAUCGGCAACAGCAACAUCAUCAGCAUCAUCAUAAUCACAAUCAACAGCAACAAUAACAACCGGCACAUUCAGUACAAUUUAGUAAUCAAACUUGAAAUCAAUCAAUCCAAAAGCAACAGCAACUGAAGUGGUCCUUCGAAAUAUACACUCACUCGUAUGUAAUAGACACACAUAUUGAAAACGGCACAAAAAUAUUUAUUAUUUUUAUUUUAAAAAACAAAAAAAUCAUAAGUUACAAUUAAAUAUUAAAAUUUAAAUGGUAUGUAGUUUAAUAAGGCCGUAAAAAACAUUUUAAACACUAAAUUAGGAUAAAUAUUGACAGUUCAUUUCAAGCAUAAGUUUUUAAUUACAUAUUCAUAUAAUACACAUAAUACUAAUUAAAUUUUAUAAUAAUUUAAACCAUUGGUAGGCAAAAAGAGGCAUUUAAUUUGUGUGCUCUUUUGGGUAAAAAAUAAAAUAUCCACAACAACACCAAGAAACUGAAUGAAUUGUGUGUAUUUUUACGCUCUAUUACGCUCUUUUGUUCACAUUCGGGUUGUUUGACGAAAAUCAUCGUAACCUGAACAAUAUGAACGCCUACCAUGGAUUUAAACAUUUUUAGAGAUUUACUUUUUUUAGCCGAAUUUAUAUAUUUGUAUUUAAGGCGCAAAAGGAUUAGCUCAAAUCGGUUAUGCUUUAGUAAAUAUUUUAUGAUUAAAAGAAAUUAAUUUAAAAAAAUCUAUUAAAAAUUGUUCAGCUUUCGGACAGUCGUAAGGGAUUUCACCUCUGGUGUAACUUCAAAUCUGACAUAGCUUAGUAAAUAUUUCCGGGAUAGAAGACAUUCAAUGAUUAGAUUUCCAUUAGAACCAAGUUUAUUCAAACAAAAUCAUGUUGACUUCCACACGGACGAAUAGAAAGUUAAGUCCAUAACUUAUGGUUUCAAAUAUAUGACGCUGAAUAAAAACAAAAAAUGCACAAAUUGUAGAAGCUACAAAUCGCGUAAUAACUUCACUCAACUGAUCCAUUGUUUCAAGAAAAAGAAAUAUUAAUUGAAACUUCUAAGGUUAAAGAGAAAUCUACGACACACAAUUUUGCGAAGAACAUUGUUUUUAUUCAUAGAUCUUAGAUACCACCAAUUUACUUUAGGCAAUGUUGGGACAAAACAGUGCUUUGCGACUGCCCAGUGUUGGCGGCUAGCAGAGCGAAAUAGAUGGGAAGGGCCUUAAUGGGCACAGUUGACGUUUUUGUUAUUUCAUCCAACCAGUCAUGAUGAAGACAAGGGCUGCAAGUAGUCGAAAAGUACUAUCGGAAUAAACGAAAUUGCAAAAUGAACAGCUAAUGAAAUGUCUACAAAUCCCGAUACAAGAUCAGGAUCAAAAUUCAAGCAUAUGUAAAUGAAACACCAAACAUUCCAAGCGAUCAACAAAUUGAAAGUUGAUCAGUAAGUUAUUUUAGAAAUUUUCAAAGAAAUUUUUAUUUUAAAUCGAGUUGAUCAAAAAAUAAGUCGGCCUUUAACAACAUGUUUACAAAUGAUAGUCAUUUCAAAUCUAUAUUCUUAAUUAAUUGACGCCAAAAUUGUGAAAUAUAGAAAACAAAUCAAAAAUUCUCAUUCGUUCUGAACUAUUAUUUUUAUUAUAGUUCUGAAAAUUUUUAGAUUUUCACUACAAUCUUAAAAUUUAUUGAUUUUAUUGAAUUUGUCUCCAAAAUCAUUUAAAAUAUGUUAAGCACUGUACAAUGGCUUCAGAGCUUCGAAUUAAUUAAUUCAACUUGAGCUUAAUUCACUAAAAUCUUAAUUUGGAAUUAAAAAAUGUCAGCCAUUUCAUUUCAAAAAUUUAAUUCUUUAGCUUCAUUCAAAGGCUUUUGUUCAUUAAUCGUUGAAUUAAUUUGUAAUGGAAUUAAUUCUUAACAUAAUUGAUUGAUUAAAUUUUUGUUAAUUCAAAUCUAAUACAAAAUUGAACUAAAAUAUUUGUUCUUCUUUCAAUUUGUUUGUGUUUUGCUUUUAAUGAUUUACAAAGUGAAUUACAAAAUAUUGACUUAAAAUUUGAUUUAUUCAAUACAUGAAUUAAAGAAAACAUGAGUGAUUCAAUAAAGAAUUAACUCUAUAAAGAAUGAAUUCUUAAAGAAAUGAAGUCAAUAUGUUUGGAAUACUAAGGAAUUAAGAUAUCGAAUUAAUUCACGCUGAUUGCUUUAAUGGAAUUGUUAAGAGAAUAUAUUUAAUUUGAUUUUGAAAAUUUAAUUAUGAAUUAAUCUUUCGAGUCUUUCAUCAAUUAAAAAAAAAACGAAUUUGCUCAUAUUCAUUUAAAAAUUUUAAAUCGAUUUAGAAAUAAUUUCGUUAGGAUUCGUUAAAGGCGUUAAUUUUUAAAAUAUGGAAUUUUCAAUAUUCGGAGGUAUAUUUUUUAUAUUUAGAGCCAUUAAGAACUAUUGACAAUUGCUCACUAGGGUUAUAUAGUUUAAACAAAAAGUCGACUUCGACCUUUCGACUUUUUAAAAUUUUUGAAUAGUCUACUUUUCUACUUUUCGGCUAUUUAUGAAACUUCGAAUUUUCGACUAUUUUUAACAUAUGUAACUUUUUUUGAUUUUUUUCGGAAUAACGUAAUCGAUUUUUCGACAUUUUUCAGAAAAAUUUGUAUUCCCUAAAUAAUUUUUGAUAAAAAAAUUGUUUAUAUUUGAUCUGUUCAAAUAAUAUAACAUUCGAUUCAGUACAUGUUGUUGACAUUUGAUAAGAUAUUGAAACUCAGAUGAUGUCAAAAGGUUUUAUAUGGGCACAGAUACUCAAAUCUGCACGGAUCUGAAAUUUCCAUCUGUAGUCUAAAGCCAUAAUUUUUUUUAACAAAUAUUAUAAGUAUUUUAAUACUGUCAGGAUUCAGUAUUGAACAUAAAUUUUACAUUGAUUGUAUUUUACAUUAAACAUUUUCACAUUUUCAUUUAAGAUUUUUUUUAACUAAUUUGUUAUCGGCUGUAAUAGCUAAUAAUCAUAGUAUUAUUAUAAAUUUCAUUAAAUUGUGUUAUAUUAAUAAGUUGUUUAAUUAUUUUUUAAGAAUAUGUAACAUAAAAUUAAGUGUCGUAUUGUAUUUGUAGUAGAUAAUUUUGCAAAACCAAAAAAUUAAAAUAAAAUAAAACUAUAAUUUGAAUAUAAUAUAAUAAAAGAAAAGAAAUAA
Molecule: messenger RNA, 4792 nt
Organism: Calliphora vicina (urban bluebottle blowfly)
Lineage: Eukaryota; Metazoa; Arthropoda; Insecta; Diptera; Calliphoridae
Gene: Pdk
Product: pyruvate dehydrogenase kinase
Exons: 7
Coding region: 338-1579 (413 amino acids)
Biological process (GO): regulation of glucose metabolic process; protein phosphorylation
Cellular component (GO): mitochondrion
Molecular function (GO): pyruvate dehydrogenase (acetyl-transferring) kinase activity
Source: RefSeq, a predicted model, not a curated record